This is a messenger RNA of Lytechinus variegatus (green sea urchin), 1760 nucleotides long. RefSeq names its product protein rolling stone-like. NCBI's taxonomy places the organism in Eukaryota, Metazoa, Echinodermata, Echinoidea, Temnopleuroida, Toxopneustidae. The record is from RefSeq and is a predicted model, not a curated record. The coding region runs from base 81 to 1025 and encodes 314 amino acids. The transcript is spliced from 3 exons. Gene Ontology annotation, cellular component: membrane.
CAAAAGAAUAGACAUCUAAAGUUAAUGUAACUUAGUUUUCUACUUCGACAUAUUUGAACCACACAAUCUAAGUGAAGAAGAUGGGAUCCAAGACAUCAAGACCAGUUGAUCCCCCUUCGGUGGAACCGUUGCCACCGACCAGCGAUGAAAGAUUCAUAGAUGUCCUAGUGCAUGGAUGCCAUUCUGUAGACUUGGGACAGGUGAAGCUCCAUCAUGAUUGCCAUAAAGACUUCACCAGACCCAUGUGUUCAAAAUGUCCAAUCGUCCUGUUCGUUUUAUUCCGUUUCGGAGUGGCUGGAUACUCCUUUGUCUUCCUUAUCUAUCACCUGGCGCGGGAAAUAAGUGGUAAAAUUGGCGCCAAAACAUUCAUCUACCUCGAAACCUGGACCUACGUGUGUAUCACUAUCUACCUCCUUCUCUCGUUUAUGAACGUAGCUAUUGAUGUAUACAAGGAAUCCAGAGGAUGGAUUCUUGCUGUUACGACAGGGCAUACUCCGUGGCGUUUUAAACUACAAUGGCUUUUCUUUAACAUCUCUCUAUCAUCUUCUUGUGUCGGAGGCAUCACAUUCUGGGUGUGGGUGAUCGUGACAGGUAUACUACCAACAACUCAAGCCUAUGACAUCAUCAAUCUACACGGAAUGUGGAUCAUCAUCGCUGUCCUUGAAGUCGGUAUCGUAACACUGCCCCUCCGUUUUGAGCACAUCGUCUACCCACUCGCUUACGGCGUUUUCUACCUCAUCUUCGCGCUCAUCUACUGGGCAGCAGGAGGAACUGAUCCCUACGGUAACCACUAUAUAUACGUCUUUCUGGACUUUGGUCGGCAUCCUGUCCGGUUGAUAUUUGUAGUAGCCGGAGAAAUUAUUGGAAUGUUCCUUAUUCAUGGAUUCUUUACGCUCUUCUUCCUCUAUCGGAAGAAGAUAUUUGCAAAAUGCAAAUGCUAUCCGAUCGAAGAAAUAACAGAAGACGAUGAGCUUCAAGCUGUCUCAACAAGAUAUGGAACGACAACAAGUGAACAAAGCAAGUAAUAAUAAGAGAGGACUCCUUUGACUUCAAGUGUGGAGAAAGAAAGUGAUCUGUGCUUUAACAAAAGAUCGAUAGACUAGAUCAUUUCUCAAACGAAUGCCACCUGCAUGGAAACUUCCUCUCUGUCACAAUAGCUUGUUUUUCUAUUAAGUCUUUUUUAAUACAUAGAUGUAGAAGCUCUAAGAAGAUUGUGAAAGUAAACAACUUUAACAUUUGCACUUGACAGUUGAUCUGAAGUUUUUGAAGUUUAUCAUAGUCAAGAAUGAACAGUUAUUUCUAUUCCACUGUACUGUACGGGGGUGAUAAUUAUGUAGCAGAGGCGUAAUAAUCAUCAUUGGAUUAUUGAAGUGAGGUUUUGACUGAAUGUGAUGACGACUACUUCGAUAGAAGCUCAACCACUGAAUAUGAAAAUUCCCAUUUAUGAAAAUCGUGUAUUUAAUUGAAAUGGUUUAUUAGGAAAACAUAUUAGGAGCCAAAGACUGAAUUGCGAAAUCCUUAGCAAAGUAAAAUACAAAUUGCAAACAACAAUAUCACAUCAAAAUGCGUUUAGCUCUCACACGAAAACAAUUCUAAACCUAAUAAAAGAAGACGAUGAAUUGUAAUAUAUGUCUGAACAUUUUGCAAUUAUCAUAAGAACCACAACAAUUUGCCAUUUCUGUUCUGUUUCUACCAAACAGCGAAUUAACCGAUUCCUCCAAAAAAUACCUCAACCUACUUGUCCUAAAGUUUUUGCUAAA